Messenger RNA from Drosophila albomicans, 1119 nucleotides. RefSeq lists its product as uncharacterized. NCBI's taxonomy places the organism in Eukaryota, Metazoa, Arthropoda, Insecta, Diptera, Drosophilidae. The coding region runs from base 125 to 1054 and encodes 309 amino acids. The record is from RefSeq and is a predicted model, not a curated record. The transcript has a single exon.
UCUUCUUGAAAUUAUCACAAUCUUUACAAAGGGAUUUAUAUUUGAAUUUAUUAUUAUUCAUUUGAUUGCAAAAAUAAAUAAAUUGAAAGUUAUCCAAGUACAAAUAAAUUGGACUCAUUGCAAGAUGUCCAGGCGAGUAAGCAUUGCAACGCCAGAGGAGACUACAGUGAAUAACUCAUCACGACCGUCAACAUCGUCGAAAGCCAGAGCCAGCAAAAGCCCAACGGCAACGCCACCAAAGAGUCCCAGGGCAAGUGAAGGCGAUGCUCAAAGUGCGGCCAAAGCUGCAGCGGAAACAAAAACAGAUGCGACAGAUGAGAGCGCUGCGGCAAAAUCAGCGCAGGACGAUAAGCCUUUUUCAGAUGAUUGCGAACGUUAUAAGGAGGAUUGUUGUUGUUGCCACUGUGUGGCCGUGAGAUGCGCCAUUAAGCGAGCUGCCUUUCUGCGAACUCCCGAGGGCAAGAGACGCCUCGAGAUGAAGAUGCACAUGAAGAGCUUCUUCAUGGACAUCAAUGCGAUGACAUACGCGAGAUGCAGGAUUGAGAAUCAGCUGGACGAGACCAAAGAGUCGCUGCCAUCCCCACACGAUGGUUUUCCCGCCAGCAUUACCAAAGUGAAACGCAUCGACGUGAGGUGCUUGUCGGUGGACUGGUAUAUCCAUGACCUCGACCAUGUGGAUCACUAUGAGAUCUUUGUGGACAAUAAACGAAUGAAAAGUAUUUAUAAUCCUAGGCUGAAGUGCACCAUUUUACUGGAUGUGAAUGCCAGAACAUCGCACAAGAUUCUAUUGAAAGCGCAGCCAAUGAAAGGCGCAACUUCCGAUCCCAGUCCCAUUGAUUUGCUGAUCAGAGAUGUCUGUUGCGGCAACAUGGAAAAUCUUCUUAAGGGCGACUACUUCUGUCAAUGCGGCAAGGAAACAAAGAUGGAGCAGAUUGAAAAGGAAUACAAAAAGAACAAGUGCCAGACACUUGUGGAUUUUUGGAAGCCAAGCGAGUUUCUCUACACUCCUGUCUGCUCCUGUCCGGGCAACUGUGACUGCGACUGCUUUGCUUGAAUUUAAGUCCAAUUCAAUAUAUGUAUUUUUAGCCACAAAUAAAUUUGAGACUUGCAGUCUUUAAU